Molecule: messenger RNA, 2830 nt
Organism: Acanthoscelides obtectus
Lineage: Eukaryota; Metazoa; Arthropoda; Insecta; Coleoptera; Chrysomelidae
Source: the annotation of a GenBank genome assembly
CAGCAAUGACCCGUCUGUCAUUUUCCGUUUUCGAUUUGCCUUUUGGUACACAAGUGAACCCAUACGUCAAUGCAGUAAUUUAUGUAGAUUUUUCUAAUUACCUCAAUGGAUUUUCGUGAUUUUCACCAAUGUUGUCGGUGACUACAUUUGUGAAAUCUUGAUAAUCCGAUAGAUGCAAGAAAUGUACUCUGGAAGUGAUUCUAACGAGUCUCAAAAAUACACGCAAUGGCCUCUCAGUGCAUCAGCCGGCAAUGCCGGUUAUGCCCCUUCGGCAGGAGAGCAGGUGGACUGGGCAGCACUGGCACAACAAUGGAUCAUCAUGAAAGAAGCAGGCCCUCCUCCACCUGUUCCUGGAGAACAACCUGUACUUAUCAAUAACAAAAAGGACAAGGGCCAAGAUGAUGCUGAAGAAGGCGGUGAGGCCCCAAUGGAAGUGGAAGCCGAUCGCGGAGAUUCCGCGUGGCAGUCGGCUGCGUCGUCCGCCAAUUGGACUUGGCCUCCCGCCAUGUCCGCCCAAGGUGCAUGGUCGAGCGCGUGGGACAACGCCUCAGCUUGGGGGGCCCAGGCGGCAGCUGCCGCUCCACCGGCACCGCAUAUCUCCGGAUCUAGGACGCCGCUGCUACCCACUCCUGACGCUGCGGGGACAUCCAGGGGGUACAACACUGCAGCUGGUGCAGUAUCUAAUGCAUCAGUCGACGGCAGCAGCGCAGCUAACAGUUACUGGACAGCAAAUUCUGCUGCUUCCGGUACUAAGCACAUUCGACCUCAUAAUAAACGUUAUAGCAAGGUUAAUGUUCCAAUCAAGGCUCCAACUCCUCUACCCCCAGCUCUUUUGGGAGCGCCACCAAAUGAGUCUUUACGGCAUCAUCACAGGUCUGCUAUAUCCUCUGACGUCACAACGCCUAGUAUGCCAGUUUUAGAUGCUAACAAGAGAAAACAACUACCGGCCUGGAUUAGAGAAGGUCUAGAGAAAAUGGAGAAAGAGAAAAUGAAGCAACUUGAGAAGGAGAAACAAAAACUAGAGAGAGAAGAGACCAUGGAGAAAAAUAAGCAAAAUGAUCAGGAAACUAUGGAAAUUUUGAAAAACACAAUGAAAGAAAGGCAGAAAAGCAGAUUUGAUAGCGACGAGGAUGAAGAAGAGAAAAAAGAACGCCAGAGAGCAAGUAGUCCUGAACCAGUUCCUUUAACUCAGGACGAAUUGAUGAUGAAAGUGCGUAGGACAAUGACUGAGAUUCUUCUGAGAGUAACAAACUCGCUGAUCGAGAGUGUGUGUAAGGAAGAACGUAAUCGUUACCUCAAAAAACGCAAAGCUUCAGAUCAGCGUCAAACAGCGCCACGCGGUGGCGUCUUCCUAAGCGCAAAACUCGGUUUGGGUGCUUACGGGGACGAUUCCAGCAGUAACUCUGAGGAAGAAGAUGGAGAUUCGGAUUCAAAAGGCGAUAGAGAUUCAGACAGUGAGCUCAGAGACACAAUCAAGAGGCGUCAGUCUGAUUUCGUGAGGACUGAAAGGGAAAUAGAGGAACGUCUAGAAGAGGCAGAGAAACAGAAGGCAGAGAGCCCCAGCAGAUCGUCUACGCCGGAUUCUAACGAUAACGAAACACAGGUAGACUCAACCAGACUCCAAGAGCUCCAUCGAACUUCAGCAGAGAAGAACUUCCAGAAGCCGAACAACAGCAACGGCGAUGCUUCAGACGAAAAACGCCAAUUAUCUCCUGAACCAUCCAGAUCUAGAUCGCGCAGCCUAUCUGAACCCUCCCGGUCUUCUUCACCGUCUGUGGUGAGCGUAAAAUCGAGCGAGGCUCAAAAGAAGUCUUCCAGGAAGAAAUCCACCUCUUAUGAUUCGGAUUCGUAUGAAAGAAAGAGAAAGAAACAGAGGAAGAGUAAGAGUAGGAGCAGAAGUAGGUAUAAAAGCAGGAGUAGAACUAGGAGUAGAAGCAAGAGUAGGGGACGGAGUAAGAGCAGGAGUCGCAGCCGUGGGAGAGAUAAGGAUUAUAAAAGGUAUUCUUCGGGAUCGUCCAAGAGAGAAUCCCGGGAUUCAAGAGAAUCUAGCAGCAGAAAAAAAUCGUCCAGGAGGAGCAAAACACGGUCUCGCUCAAGGUCUCGACACUCUCGCUCUUCCUCAAGAUCUUACUACAAUCAUCGCAGUUCCCGUAGACGAAGAUCAAGUUCUCCGCCCUCUAGUAGAAGCAAGAGGUCUAAGCGAACAAAGUCGCGUAGCCGUACUCCUAAAAGUAAGCGCAGAAGCACACGAUCCAGGUCCUAUAGCAGGGACAGAUACAGCAGCAGUAGGACCAGCAAAAACAGCAGGUCAUCUCACUAUAAACACCGUUGAAGGUGUGGAUUACUAUGGCUGGGAGUAUUCAAAAGCAAAUUGUGUAUAUUAUUAUACUAUAAUAACCUGUUGUAUAUAUUUGGUUAAACAUUCGUUGAAUUCCUUAAAGCUGUACAAAAUAUCUUCUAUAUGUUUUGGAUUUGUAAUGCUAUUACAUUAGAUGUACUGUGGAUCAAACUACUCAGUAUCGUCAUUAUAACGUAAUUGUAUUUAUUGAAUCUGAUUGAAAAUGAUUAAACUUGUUUUCAUAUCUUUACAGUAAUUUUCACGUUAUGUUUUUAAUAAUUAGCCCAAAAUUUACAAGAGUUGCAACCAAAACAUCACAUGCUAGAGAAGUGCUUCCACAUUGGAAGUGUUUUAGAUUGAAAUUAUUCAUUUUCAAUGUUUCCAUGAUUUGAUCCAUGGUACAUCAAAACUUCAUAUCUUCCACUUGUAAAAUAAAUAUAACUAAUCUUAUAUAUAGACCCAAAUAAAUAGCGAGUUUUUGAGCCUACAAAA